CUCUCUGUUUCAGCUUCUCCUCAAGCCACGCACCUGUCUCCAAUCAACCCUCAUCACCACCUACAUUUAAGCCUGACUGUUCCCGGAAAUCCUCGCCAAAGUAUUGCAGCCUCUCCUAGCGUGUUCCUGACCCACGUCAUUCCUGCCAGCGCCCUGUUCUGUCCACUGCCUGCCACCUGUCAACACAUCCAGGACCACUUCCAUAACCUUUGCUCAAUAAACUGUUCCUCAUUUUACAUCAGCCUCCGCCUGCUCUUGGGUUCAGCUACUUCCCACCCCUGACAGAAUACUUUGGCCACUAUGGACCCAGCAACUCCGGAGGCUCUGAAGAAGGCACUAACCCUCCAAAGCGCCCACAUUGGACGACAGGACAAAGACCUGCAAGAAAUCACCGAAACGCUCCACUCCCUUUCGCAACAUGUCUCCCUCCUUUCACAACAGACGCAAUACAUGCAACCCCCUGUAAGUACUCCUCCCGAGCCACCCCGCUUCCCGUACAAAGAACCUCAUGUCCCUCCGCCCGAGCCCUACUCCGGGGACCUAGGUGCAUAUAGCCAGUUUAUUCUUCAUUGCUCACUCGUAUUCAAUCUCCAACCGUACAGUUAUCCCACCGAACGUUCCAAAGUAGCAUUGGUCACUAACCUCCUCCGCGGGAAGGCAGCCAGCUUAUCCUCGGGGUAUCACCCGCAGACCAACGGCCAGACGGAGCGGGCCAACCAAACCCUGGAAUCAGCACUCCGCUGUGUGGCCGCCCGCAACCCCUCCUCAUGGAUUUCCUUCCUCCCAUGGAUUGAAUAUGCUCAUAAUUCACUCACCAGCUACGCUACCGGUAUGUCCCCAUUCAUGGCUUGCUACAGUUUCCAACCUCCACUGUUCGACCUACAGGAGCAGGCGGUGGCAGUCCCCUCCGUACAAGAUCACCUUCAGAGAGCCCAGGCAGUUUGGAAGGACGUCCGGGCAGCGCUGAACCGGUCCGCAGCACGCAACAAGCAGCUCGCGGACCGUCAUCGCUACCCGACGCCCGAAUACAAGGUCUCAUUGCUCAAACCUGUCUCCACCUGCGCCCUAAACCCUGCGGCCGUACCCCCUCCAUCCCCCCGGAUUAUUGACGACCAUCCAGCCUUCACGGUGUUGCGCAUCCUCGACGUGAGGCCUAGGGGGAGGGGGUUCCAGUACAUGGUCGACUGGGAAGGGUACGGGCCAAAGGAGCAUUCUUGGAUUUCCCGGAAGCUCAUCCUCGAUCCUACUCUUUUGGACGACUUCUACGCGGCUCACCCGGGGAAAGCCUGGCAGGAUGCCAGGAGGCGUCCGUUGAGAGGGGGGUACUGUCAUGGACUACCCUGCAGUACUGUUUUGGAGCCUGGAUGGCGCUUUGCGCCCUCUCGUCCUCUCUCUCCCCCUCCCCUCUCUGUUUCAGCUUCUCCUCAAGCCACGCACCUGUCUCCAAUCAACCCUCAUCACCACCUACAUUUAAGCCUGACUUUUCCCGGAAAUCCUCGCCAAAGUAUUGCAGCCUCUCCUAGCGUGUUCCUGACCUACGUCAUUCCCGCCAGCCCCCUGUUCUGUCCACUGCCUGCCACCUGUCAACACAUCCAGGACCACUUCCAUAACCUUUGCUCAAUAAACUGUUCCUCAUUUUACAUCAGCCUCCGCCUGCUCUUGGCAACUUGCAGCAUAUCCUUGUCUUCCUAUAUGGCGCCAGAAGCAUGA
Messenger RNA from Phyllopteryx taeniolatus (common seadragon), 1710 nucleotides. RefSeq lists its product as uncharacterized. NCBI's taxonomy places the organism in Eukaryota, Metazoa, Chordata, Actinopteri, Syngnathiformes, Syngnathidae. The transcript is spliced from 5 exons. Bases 301 to 1710 code for a protein of 469 amino acids. The record is from RefSeq and is a predicted model, not a curated record. Gene Ontology annotation, molecular function: nucleic acid binding.